GAGACGGUGGCCGGGAGGGCACACACGGCGCCGCGGACGGUGGCCGGCGAGGUCGGGCAUGGACCGCCUGGGACGCUGCGCGUGGCUGGUGCGCGGGACGCUGGCGCGGGCGGCGGCGCGGCGCUACCUGCCCUGGGCCCUGGUGGCCGGCAUGCUGGCGGGCUCGCUCGUCAAGGAGCUGUCGCCGCUGCCCGCGAGCUACCUGAGCAACAAGCGCAACGUCCUCAACGUGUAUUUCGUCAAGCUGGCCUGGGCCUGGACGGUCUGUCUGCUGCUCCCUUUCAUCGCCCUCACCAACUACUCCCUGACGGGCCGGCCCGGCCUGGUUUUGCGGCGCCUGAGCACCCUGCUCGUGGGCACAGCCUACUGGUAUGCCUGCACGGCCGUCUUCUCGGGCGUCGAGCACGUCACGGGCAGCUGCUACCAGUCGCCGGCGCUGGAGAAGGUCCGGCAGGAGCACGGGGACAAGUCGCAGUGCCUCCGGGCGGGCGGCCACUGGCACGGCUUCGACAUCUCAGGCCACUCCUUCCUGCUGUCCUUCUGCAUCCUCAUGAUCGUGGAGGAGAUGGCCGUGCUGCAGGAGGCGCGGCCGGACCAGGACCCCGGUGCCAGCCCCGCCGUCACGGCGCUCGUGGUGGCCCUGGGCGGCCUGACGGCCAUCUGGGUGGGGAUGUUCCUGUGCACGGCCGUGUACUUCCACGACCUGUCCCAGAAGGUGUUCGGCACCUUCUUCGGGCUGCUGGGCUGGUAUGGGACGUACCGCGGCUGGUACCUGAGCCCACUGUCCCCCGGACUGCCGCCCCGGAGUGCCGGCCUCAGCACCAAGCGGGACACGUACAGGAAGUAACAGAGUGGCCAGCGUAGACGGGUGGUGGCCCCCUGCGGCCCGCAGAGGGUUUGCUCGUCUCCUGCUUCACUUCGGAGAGGAAGUUACCGGGCCAUGGGGAGGGGGAGCACGGGAGGGUCUGGGGACCGCAGGCGGGCACCCUGCAUGCCCCACUCAGCCCCAGCGUCCCCGGGGACCCAAGCAGGAAAGCUGCCGCCUGGCGUGCACCAGGCCCCGUCAUCCUCUUCUUGAAUUUAGUUUUCCAUUUUCAUGGCUGUUCAUGCUGUUAUUUAAUAUUUCCCUCUGGCGAGUUUUGCAGAAGCAUUUAUUUCCAGUGGGGUUUCUCUCUUUCUCUCUCCUUCCUUCCUGUUGCUCUUGAUUCCUUUCUUCUCCUCCCCCUUACUUCUCUUUUCCUUCCUUCCUUCCU
This is a messenger RNA of Sorex fumeus (smoky shrew), 1253 nucleotides long. It is a transcript of the gene FITM2, whose product is annotated as fat storage inducing transmembrane protein 2. NCBI's taxonomy places the organism in Eukaryota, Metazoa, Chordata, Mammalia, Eulipotyphla, Soricidae. The record is from RefSeq and is a predicted model, not a curated record. Gene Ontology annotation, biological process: phospholipid biosynthetic process; lipid storage; lipid droplet organization. The transcript is spliced from 2 exons. Gene Ontology annotation, cellular component: endoplasmic reticulum membrane. Bases 59 to 847 code for a protein of 262 amino acids.